GAUUGUCAAUAUUUAUAAAGAGCCAUAUGUCAGUUCGGAGGGUGGAACUAAACAAGCAUUUCUGCACUAGGACAGAAUUACAUUGAAAUAGUGUCACUCUGAUGGGGUCCUUUAACCUGCUCUGACAACCAGCGCUGUAGCUCUACCACGUUCCACCGCAGAUGCGAAAGGCCGACAUUAGCGGAUAUCUCUAUCUUAAACUGAUGGAUUUUGAUGGGGAUUUUUUUAUCAUGUUAAUUAGAUUUGACGCACAGGUGUGUCAAUAGAAUCUUAAGGAUUUUAAAGUGUAUAUUUGCACAGCACAUGAUGAAGACUGCUUUUUAAUCUUAAUUUUUACAGGAUUAGCCUCAAUUUAAUAUGACAUUACAAUUGCAAAUGAGUUUGAAAAAGCUCAUUAGCCAUUCAUAUCAUGGCUCUGUCACUGGCCGGUUGUCAUUACUGUGUGUUUUGUGUGUUUGUGUGUUUUGCCAAAGUCUUGUUUUUGCCCCCUCUUUUAAAAAUAGUAAACACCUAACAGGGAGGGAACCAAUCCCCAUAAGCAAAGUCCAGAAGUGGGAGUAACCACCUGGGCCUGCCUGUUAUGCCCUGCCAUUGGUCCCCAUGAAACCUCCACCAAUUUAAAACCAGACACCAGUUGCUCUUCCACCGUCACACUACCACCACAAGCCCCAAAAGAUAGAUAGGGAGAGAGGGAGUGUGAGUGUGCCAGAGAUAGGGACAGACUGAGAUAGAGAGAGAGAGAGAGAGAGAGAGAGAGAGAGAGAGAGAGAGAGAGACACACACACACAGAAUUAGUUCAUGCUAGCAUGCCUGCUUACUCCACCAACAUGAGGCUGAAGUUUCCCAUCCUGGCUCUGACUCUGGAGAUUAUCACCAUCAUCCUGUUUGCUGUGUUUGUGGUCUACGAUGAUGGGAAACACGGGGGGCAUGGAGCCCACAACAAUGCCACACACCAUGAGGAGACGACGGAACAGAAUCCUCUGACCCUCUACCCCAUGUUCCAGGAUGUCCACGUGAUGAUCUUCAUUGGCUUCGGAUUCCUGAUGACCUUCCUGAAGAGAUAUGGCUUCAGCAGCGUGGGCCUCAACCUGCUCCUGGCCGCCUUCGCUCUGCAGUGGGGUCUCCUCGUGCAAGGCCUCUGGCACCUGGACGAAGGAAAGAUCAAAGUCUCCAUCUUCAAGAUGAUCAACGCAGACUUCAGCACAGCCACGGUUCUGAUCUCGUUUGGGGCGGUCCUGGGAAAAACCAGCCCAGUCCAGCUCCUCAUCAUGACCCUCCUUGAGAUCACCAUCUUCGGCAUCAAUGAACAUCUGGUGGCCGAAGUCCUGAAGGCCAAUGAUGUUGGGGCCUCUAUGAUUAUCCAUGCCUUCGGGGCAUACUUCGGUCUAGCAGUGGCCCGCAUGCUGUACAGGCCAGCUCUGGGGAACGGUCAUGAGAACGACGGCUCUGUCUACCACUCUGACCUCUUCGCCAUGAUCGGUACCGUGUUCCUCUGGAUGUUCUGGCCCAGUUUCAACUCUGCCAUUGCAGAACCCGGUGCUGAUCAACUCAUGGCUGUCACCAACACCUACUUCUCGCUGGCUGCCUGUGUGCUCUCCGCCUAUGCCGUCUCCAGCCUGGUGGAGCACAAAGGGAAACUGGACAUGGUCCACAUCCAGAAUGCCACUCUGGCCGGAGGUGUUGCCGUGGGAACCUGCGCUGACAUGAAUAUCGGGCCUUUCGGUGCCAUGAUCAUCGGAUUCGUGGCUGGCAUCGUCUCCACCCUGGGCUUCAAGUUCCUCACUCCCAUCCUGGCAUCCAACCUGGGCAUCCAGGACACCUGUGGCGUUCACAAUCUGCACGGCAUGCCUGGCAUCCUUGGGGGUAUCGCUGGCAUUGUGGCUGUCGCUCUGGGCAAGAAGGAUGGGAGCGCUGUCAUGCAGGCUGCAGCCCUGGCCUCAUCCCUUGGGUUCGCUUUGGUUGGAGGAGCCAUGACAGGUCUGAUAAUGAAACUUCCAUUCUGGGGACAGCCUCCAGAUCAGAACUGCUUUGAUGAUUCAAUCUAUUGGGAGGUUCCUGAAGAGGAAGAGGGCGAGGAGAGCCUGGCUCACGGAGACCAUUCCAUGAACAAAGCAGAGGCCUAAAUCUCCUGCCCUGUGCUGCAAAUACAUUAUCCACAACCCUUGGAGCUAUCAUGAACCAGACAUUAGACCUUGGGUGUAUGUUAAUAUUCUUAGCUGGCUUCCUCUCCUCGUCUCCUCUCCUUCGUUUAAGUGGUGGAUCCCUACCAGGACUUCCUGCGUAACCUGUCUAAUGUCUUGACCAUCAGUGCUGACGGAGAGAAGGAGAGGAAGCCAAGUUAUGCUAUUGAGAUCAACCCAGAAUGACCAGUGCUAUCAACUUGUCAGUUGUUUUUACCCAGAGCAUAAAUGUAUUGAUUUGAGAUCAUAUCAAAUCAUAUUUGAAGUGGUUCAUGCUACCUUAUUUACACAUCACUAAUUCAAUCCGAACAGCAAGGAAGCUCAUGUUGCACUUUUCUGUGUAUCAAACUACGUCCUCAUUGUCCAUAGAUUUGUAUUAAAUAUUUUAAUCUUUAAUUGAAUAGAAUAGGUCCACUGAAGAGCAUUUGGGGAAGAUGUUCUAGCUCAUUAUAAUUCCAACUAAAGUGUAAGAGGUUUGGCGUAGAUGUUACAUACAAAACAUGUAUUAUCAGGUCUCAAUGUAAUUGAAAUAACAUUGUAAGUAUUUUUGUUUACAGAAAAUCAUAUCAAACCUUACAUGCUUGCCGAGUUUUGGAUGUGUUAGUCUGAAAAUUGAUUUCAGCGAAGCAGCAUUUUGAUAUAAAUGCCCCUUAAUAAGUUGCAUAUAAGCAUGAACUGUUCUUUCACACAUUCGGAGGAAAGAUACUUUCAGGGAUUUAUUUUUUUAACUGAAUUUGAUGACCAAUAAUGUGCCAUGUUCUGAGCCACUGGAAACAGUAGAAACAGUAUAGAAAUAGUAGAAACAGUAUAUCAAGCUGACAUUCAAUCAUAUCACCAAUCCUCCUCAAAAUGUUAACAGACAUUUGUUUUUCCUCAUAUACAUAGUAUAUUUUUCGCCAUCCAACUGACAUAACCGAUAUUGUGUGCUAAGCCUUGUUUCAUGAAGAGAAUCAACUGCUACUUUGGCCUGCUGCAGAGCAAGUCCGCCCACUACUCCUACUGGAGAGAAUCUGAUCCCAGACCUGUGAAGUAUAGGCAGUAGCUACCCGCUAGGCACAGAUAUCAUUUCAACAUCUAGUUUUGAUUGACAUAUUUUUGAGUGGUCAACUAACGUGAAUUUAACAUGAAAUCAACAACAACAACAAAAAUACAUCAAUCAAUUUAGGUUAACAUUGAAAUCCCUUUACCUUGAUGACAUUUAGCUAAUCCAAUCAGUUUUCCACGUUGAUUCAACGUCAUCACAUUACAUUUUUUAGUUGAAAUUAUGUGGAAACAACGUUGAUUCAACCAUUUUUGGCCCAGUGGGUAAGGGAUAGUAUUCAUCAAGUGUCUGAUAUUGGGAUGCUGAUCUAGGAUCAGUUUUGCCUUUCUAGAUCAGCACUUCUAAUCUGAGACGCUUGAUAAAUAUGGGCCCAUGGCUCACAGGGAUUGGCGUAGGGCAAGGAUUGGUCCUGCAUUAAACUACUCUCUGUGUGCUCCCAACACUCUGUGGUUUUCCUUCUUCAGCCCCAGUCACCUCAAAGCUAAAGUAGAGUGUCUUACAUUUUAAUUUCUCCCUCUAAGUUUUUUCAAAUACAGAAAGGCUGCAUUGAAAUCUGACACGUCCAAUUAAAAACCGGAUAGGCUACAUGUCACAAUUAUAAUAUGGAUACAGAAUAAAUGGGGCGUGACAAAGAUAGUCACUGAUAAGCUUUCUUUAUUUCUUUCACUUCUUAUUGUAACCUCUUAAUGUACAGUGUAGUUAGUUACACAAUGGAUAUAGUUAGUUUCUCUAAAUCCCUGCACCUAGGACUAGCAAUUGGUACAGUGUGUAUCAGAGAAAAAAGUAUGUCUUUAUAUAUUUCAAACAUUUUGUUGAAUAAAGCGAAGGUUAUACUUUAGAAUGCAGGAGGAAAAUAGCCUGCAAUAGUUCCUGUACUAGACCAUUGUUGCAAGGAAAGAUUAAACUGACUACAGAUAGAUAAAUAGCCUAGUAUUUCAUUUGGCUGAUGUAGUAGCCAACGUGUGAUAUAAACGUAGGCCUGAAGCUUAGUACACCAGCAGUCAAGACUUUGUUGAAAUGAUUGACAUGGCAUUAGCUUUUUAGGUUACAGAAAAUGAAUAUGUAUGACACUGUUGUUAAUGUAUAAAUACUAAUACUGGCACUUAUAAAUAUGAUUAUAUAUAAUAUCA
Molecule: messenger RNA, 4352 nt
Organism: Oncorhynchus kisutch (coho salmon)
Lineage: Eukaryota; Metazoa; Chordata; Actinopteri; Salmoniformes; Salmonidae
Gene: rhag
Product: Rh associated glycoprotein
Exons: 10
Coding region: 807-2123 (438 amino acids)
Biological process (GO): ammonium transmembrane transport; ammonium homeostasis
Cellular component (GO): plasma membrane
Molecular function (GO): ammonium channel activity
Source: RefSeq, a predicted model, not a curated record